Messenger RNA from Solanum lycopersicum (tomato), 1358 nucleotides. RefSeq names its product CBS domain-containing protein CBSX1, chloroplastic. NCBI's taxonomy places the organism in Eukaryota, Viridiplantae, Streptophyta, Magnoliopsida, Solanales, Solanaceae. The record is from RefSeq and is a predicted model, not a curated record.
GUUCAAUUUAUAUGCCUCGAGAAGCACAAAAAAAUAACUAACUGAUGAGUCCAUCCCCUUCUGCCUAGUGGAAUACUGGCUUCGCAAUUUCCGUCGAAGCCAUUACUGCCAUAAUAAUAUCUUCACUUCCAUUAUUCUCUCUGUUCGUUAUUAUCUUCUUCUUCUCUCCCGUCGAUGGCAUCUAUAUCACCCUCUGGAAGCUGUCUCCACCGCACACCCGCCGCAUUCCACCGUCAGCUGCCUUGCUUGCUCUUAUCUCUACCCGGCCACAUACUUGCUGCUUCCACUAAAUUUUACCUUCCUCUACGUCUUUCGGACUCUCGAGAUACCUUUCGCCUUGCUUCAGCCAACACUUUGACGGCCAAUUCUGUACCGCCCAGAAAUGGUGUGUAUACGGUUGGUGAUUUCAUGACCAGGAAAGAGGAGUUACAUGUGGUAAAGCCCACAACAUCCGUAGAUGAAGCAUUGGAAGCUCUAGUGGAACACAGGAUCACUGGUUUCCCUGUGAUUGAUGAUAACUGGAAACUAGUAAGUUCUGAUUUGCAAUCUCUUCCGAGCAUGUGUGAAACUACAUACCUAAAGGUUGGUCUUGUUUCUGACUAUGAUCUAUUAGCGCUCGACUCUGUAUCAGGUACAGGAACAGCUGAUGCAGGCAUAUUUCCUGAAGUAGACAGCAACUGGAAAACAUUCAAUGAGGUUCAAAAGUUGCUUGGCAAGACCAAAGGGAAAGUGGUUGGUGAUCUGAUGACACCUGCUCCUUUAGUAGUUCGUGAAUCUACCAAUCUUGAAGAUGCAGCAAGACUUCUACUCAAAACAAAAUAUCGUCGGCUUCCUGUGGUAGAUGGUAAGGGUAAGCUGGUGGGAAUAAUAACAAGAGGAAACGUUGUAAGGGCCGCCCUUCAAAUAAAGCGGGCUACAGAAAUGGAAGAUUGACAUGUACCAACAUAAGUUAACCGUUAAAAACAAGUAACACAGUUUGUCCCUUCUUCCACAGGAUCUGGUGGUCAAGGCAGUCAGCUUAAUUUUAUAAACUGCAGUUCUCAGACAUACUGUGUCAGACUAGGAUAUAUUCAUGUAAAUUAGCAAUCUUGUAGGAGAAUAGUGAAACUUGGCCUUUUAAGACAUUGCAGAGUUCAUUCUAAUAGAUAAUACUGUUCAAAAGCAAAGUUUUCGAGUCAACUUUUCAGAGGUUUGAAACAUAGAAGAAAAAACAGAUACUUAGUGCAAGUGGGAAACAUUUUAUGUGCCCCUUUAAAAACAUUAAAUAGUAGGCACCUAUCUUGACUGAAACUUUGCUCUUUGAUUGAAGGGUCUUUUGGGUGGAUUUUGUUAUGAAUUGUGUUUGUCUUUUUCAUUUA